Molecule: messenger RNA, 1213 nt
Organism: Polychytrium aggregatum
Lineage: Eukaryota; Fungi; Chytridiomycota; Chytridiomycetes; Polychytriales
Product: mps one binder kinase activator-like 1 protein
Exons: 2
Coding region: 81-731 (216 amino acids)
Biological process (GO): cell division; signal transduction; positive regulation of protein phosphorylation
Cellular component (GO): cytoplasm; nucleus
Molecular function (GO): protein kinase activator activity
Source: RefSeq, a predicted model, not a curated record
GCUCCUUUGCAACGAUCGGGCCUCAUACCGUCCCCACCUGCACAGACAGGCUCUCGCAUCCACCCAUCUUGCCUCCCGCCAUGAGUUUCUUCAAAGCGAACAAGACCUUCAAGCCCAAAAAGAACUUACCCGAGGGCACAAAGCAGUACCAGCUCAAGAAAUAUGCCGAAGCGACGCUGGGAUCAGGGAACCUCAAGGCCGCCGUGCUGCUGCCCGAGGGCGAAGACUUGAACGAAUGGCUGGCCGUCAACACCGUCGACUUUUUCAACCAGAUCAACAUGCUGUACGGCACCAUCACCGACUUUUGCACCGCCCAGGACUGCGUUGUCAUGUCGGCCGGCCCAAAGUACGAAUACCACUGGUGUGAUGGCGUGCAGUUCAAGAAGCCCGUCAAGGUCUCGGCGCCCGAGUACGUCGACUAUCUGAUGACCUGGGUGCAGUCGCAGCUCGAUGACGAGGCCAUCUUCCCGUCCAAGAUCGGCGUCCCGUUUCCAAAGACGUUCCAGUCGAUCGUCAAGACCAUCUUCAAGCGGCUCUUCCGCGUGUAUGCCCACAUCUACCACGCCCACUUCCCGCGAAUCGUCGCUCUCGGAGAGGAGGCCCAUCUCAACACCUCCUUCAAGCACUUUAUCUUCUUUGUUCAAGAGUUCCAGCUGAUCGACAAGAAGGAGCUGGCCCCACUGGACGAGCUGAUCCAGACGCUGACGAUGGAGAAGCCUGCUCAGCACUGACAAUGACGACCCCUGUGGGGUACCCGGCCCACCGGCAUAUCUUGUCGGAGGACCGCUGCGAACUGCCGAUCCAUCCAUCCAUCCAACCGUCUUGCCGGCGUCUCUGUCGGCUGCUUGCAUCUCAAUCGCCCACGCCCUGUUUGCUGCUCCAUUGCCUGCUCGCCCGCCCGCCCUGGUUCUUCCCGUCCAUCGCUCUCCUCCACCCGGCCCACCCUUCCGCUCCUCCACCCUCUGCCCUGACGCUUGACUGCACAAGCCCAUCACCGGAGCGCUUCCUUCGACGGGAUCCCACCUCCCAGCCGAUCGGCACUGGCUGUGGGCACGACCUUUAUUCAACCUGACUUUCUCGGAAGCGCACCACCGCUCCUCCGAUGGAUUCUUGGCUCUGAUCGUUGUUGGCUCGCUCUCGUUCCGCUUUUGUUGUGCCUUCUUGCCACUCAUCCCCCCCUUUUCUCUCUCUCUCUCUCUCUCUCUCUCUCUCU